GCAUGUGCCGAACGCCGUCGGCCGGCCCGGGAUUGCGCUUCCCCUGCGCUCGCGCGGCCGCGGCAGUCGCCGCCUCCAGAGCCCGGGUCGUCGGCGGAGUCCAUGGCCGGGACGCGCUGGGUCCUCGGGGCGCUGCUCCGGGGCUGCGGCUGUAACUGCAGCAGCUGCCGGCGCACCGGCGCCGCCUGUCUGCCCUUCUACUCGGCGGCCGGCUCCUUCCCCUCGGGCGUGUCGGGCCGGCGCCGCCUGCUGCUGCUGCUCGGGGCCGCCGCGGCCGCCGCCGCUUCCCAGACGCGGGGCCUUCACUCCGGGCCUGCGCCCGCCGGGAGGCUGGCGGGCCUUCCGCCUGCGCCCGCCUCCUACGCGGCCCUGCGCGCCCCGCUGCUGCCGCAGGCGCUGGCCGCCACCGCCGCCGCGGGCCCGGCGCGGGCUUACGGUCAGGAGUCCAAAACUUCCUACCUGGAAGACCUUCCACCACUGCCUGAGUACGAAUUGAGCUCCUCUAAGAUACCGGAGGAAGUGGAUGAUGUUUAUCUCAUUCGAGCGCAAGGAUUGCCUUGGUCGUGCACUGUGGAAGAUGUACUUAACUUUUUCUCAGACUGCAGAAUCCGAAAUAGUGAGAAUGGAAUACAUUUCCUCUUAAAUAGAGAUGGGAAACGAAGGGGAGAUGCCUUAAUUGAGAUGGAGUCAGAGCAGGAUGUGCAGAAAGCCUUAGAAAAGCACCGGAUGUACAUGGGCCAGCGGUAUGUGGAAGUCUAUGAGAUAAAUAAUGAAGAUGUAGAUGCCUUGAUGAAGAACCUGCAGGUCAAAUCAUCGCCUGCGGUAAAUGACGGUGUGGUUCGUUUGAGAGGACUUCCUUACAGUUGCAAUGAGAAAGACAUUGUAGACUUCUUUGCAGGACUGAAUAUAGUAGACAUUACUUUCGUGAUGGACUAUAGAGGGAGAAGAAAAACAGGGGAAGCCUAUGUGCAGUUUGAAGAACCAGAAAUGGCCACCCGAGCUCUUUUGAAACACAGGGAGGAAAUGGGCAACCGAUACAUAGAGAUUUUUCCAAGCAGAAGGAAUGAAGUGCGAACACAUGUUGGCUCUCAUAAGGGAAAGAAAAUGGCAUCUUCUCCUACUACCAAGUACAUAACUGAGCCAGAAAUGGUAUUUGAAGAACAUGAAGUAAAUGAGGAUAUUCGACCUAUGACUGCUUUUGAAAGUGAGAAGGAGAUGGAAUCACCUAAAGAGAUGUCAGAAAAGCUUCCAGAGGCUGUGGAUUUUGGAACUACGCCUUCAAUGCAUUUUGUCCACAUGAGAGGAUUGCCUUUCCAAGCCAAUGCCCAGGACAUUAUAAAUUUCUUCGCUCCGCUGAAGCCUGUGAGGAUCACCAUGGAGUACAGCUCCAGUGGGAAGGCCACAGGAGAGGCAGAUGUGCACUUUGAUAGCCACGAGGACGCUGUCGCGGCUAUGCUCAAGGACCGCUCCCAUGUCCAGCACAGAUAUAUUGAGCUGUUCCUAAAUUCAUGUCCAAAAGGGAAAUAAGACUUCCACGCACUUCAGAUGAUAAGGGUGAAGCGAGAAGCAUGUCAUUUGCACGUCAUCCUUGGACAUGGGAUAUUAAGUUCCAGUUUAUUGGCAGCAACUACUAGAGAAAGGAUUUGGAGAUUUUGGAUUUAUUGCUUAUAAGAAAAAUUCAUGAUGCAUUGUUUAAAAAGAUAGUUUGGAAUUAUGAAAUAGACUGCAAAUUUAAACUUCGGUUGAAACUGUCCAGGAUCUGGUUAAGAAAAUAUGGUCUCUAUUUUACAUAAACAGGUUUUUUUUUUUCCUUAGAGGAUUUGCUACCAGUUGUAAAGAUUAUAUAUGAGCACUAUACUUGAAAGUCUUUUUCCUCCCAUUUCAAAAGUAAUUGUUCAAGGCUUUGUUUUUUGCCUAUGAAUUGAGAGCUCUGGUAUAAAACUUCUCAUGUAAAAUAAUGAUUUAUUAUAGCCAAACACCAACACAAGAGAAGAUUUCAGAUCUUUAAACAAGUAUGGUCUGGCAAAAUAGUUUUAGUUUUAGCUGUAUUUGAUUGCAGAAAUAGGAGUAGGAAUGUUACCAAACAAAAAAAUGAAAAAAAAAGCAAACCAGGUUAGUGAGUGCUAAUAACAACUUGGCAGUCUUCUGUUUUUAUAGUUUUGUCUUUUUAAGCCUUAUGCUGGAGGCAUUUAACAUGGGUGCCUGUCAAUUGUGGGAGAAGUCUAGUCUCAGAAGCUGUCUGAGUGACCUCCUUUUGGUUUGGGGGAACUGUAAGGGUGUUUAUUAGUCUAGGAAUUGUGUAAAGCGAUAUAUCAAGGCAGUCCAGCCUGCUAAAGACAAAAUGGCUUCACUUGAAUUUAAACCAGCUCUAGAAAAGAAAAAGAAAAUUGAAUUUCCUCAUUUGCUUUUUCAGUGGGUAGCACAUCCCAUAUUUUAGAACAAGUAGGGGUGCCUUGCUUAAAAAGUAGUAUUUACUGUAUAAUUGUGUGAAGGGUUUAUGGACAAAGCUGUGUUUCUGUCACACCGUGGCAGUGCCUUCUGCUUUAAUAUUAAACAGCUUGUUAUUUAAAUAUUGGAGAUAAUGGCUGGCUUCAAAAUGUAGUUAUUAAUAAACUUAACUUCAUGUGCACCUGUGUAGGAGAAUGGAAGUCCUGUAUACGUUCCUUGCCUUGUUCCUGUUCUCAGGGUGACAGCUGCCACCAGGAGAUGCAAUUCUAGUUUUUAAAAUUGAAUUUUCUGAGAUUCUGGAGACGUGAUACCUGGAAGAGAGAUGAUGUCUUCUCUCAAUAUAAAACCAUCUUUGGUUACCAGCUAAAAUAUGAAAUCACUGUACUGUAAGUAGUAAAUAAAUGAAGGCUUGUUUCAGG
Messenger RNA from Perognathus longimembris pacificus (Pacific pocket mouse), 2867 nucleotides. RefSeq names its product G-rich RNA sequence binding factor 1 (gene Grsf1). Gene Ontology annotation, biological process: regulation of RNA splicing. Gene Ontology annotation, cellular component: nucleoplasm; ribonucleoprotein complex. NCBI's taxonomy places the organism in Eukaryota, Metazoa, Chordata, Mammalia, Rodentia, Heteromyidae. Gene Ontology annotation, molecular function: RNA binding. The transcript has 10 exons. The record is from RefSeq and is a predicted model, not a curated record. The coding region runs from base 103 to 1527 and encodes 474 amino acids.